Trypanosoma cruzi is the source of this 216-nucleotide messenger RNA. RefSeq names its product ubiquinol-cytochrome C reductase, putative. Gene Ontology annotation, biological process: mitochondrial electron transport, ubiquinol to cytochrome c. The record is from RefSeq and is a predicted model, not a curated record. The coding region runs from base 1 to 216 and encodes 71 amino acids. NCBI's taxonomy places the organism in Eukaryota, Euglenozoa, Kinetoplastea, Trypanosomatida, Trypanosomatidae. The transcript has a single exon.
AUGUCGGCUGAGGAUCCGCAGGACAUUAAACUUGAGCUUGAAAAGGAAUGCCUUGCGAAUGACUGUAACCACAAGGUACUUGCCUAUAAUGGGUGCCUGGAGCGCAUUAAAAGUGUCCCUCCAGAGAAGGAGCCACACUGUUACCAUCAUUACUUUGACAUUAUUCACUGUGUAGAUGUAUGCGUGGACCCGAAGUUAUGGCCGACACUUAAGUAA